Molecule: messenger RNA, 3608 nt
Organism: Peromyscus californicus insignis
Lineage: Eukaryota; Metazoa; Chordata; Mammalia; Rodentia; Cricetidae
Gene: Fam133a
Product: family with sequence similarity 133 member A
Exons: 6
Coding region: 726-1475 (249 amino acids)
Source: RefSeq, a predicted model, not a curated record
CAGUUACACCAUUUUUUUAAUCGUAUUUCUGUUUUAAAGAUGGCAUAAAAUGUACUCUAAUCUUAUUGCUAAAUUGCCACGUAGUCCUUUUCAAUGCUUGUAGCAAAAUUUUAGAUAAAACAAAAGGGUAUUCAAACGUAAGGUAAUAUUUUUUAAAAGCGGAGGAUUUGUUUCAGACUUUUGUGCAGCAGGUUUCAAUUCCACGAACAGCAGGAUGGGAGGGGGGAUUUGUUCUAACGCAAGUGCAUCAUCUGUAAGUGCAUCAUCUGAUUCAGUUCUGCUACAACCAAAAAGACCAGUGUUUACUUUUCAUUGAAAGAAAACAUUCCUAGAAGUGGAAUGGCUGGAUCACAUGCUCACAUGUAUGUGUGUGUACCACAUGUGUGUAGUACCUGCAGAGGCUGGAACUGGAGUUACACCAUAUGAGCAUUUGGAAUUGAACCCACAUCCUCUGGAAGAGAAGCCAGUGCUCUUAUCUGAUAAGCCAUGUCUCCAGCCAUAUCUAAUUUUCUACUUCCAACAAUACUUCACUGUCCAGAAAUCUGAAAAGGAAUUUGGAAGGGAAAUUCUGGAGAGGUGAAAGAAAAAAGAAGUGUGUGCUAUCCCAGAUUCCAAAUUAGAAUGGAGACUACUUGGUAAACUAGCAGAUGAAGAUCUUGAGGAGUGUGCCUAACCUUCUUCCCCUUGGCAACUGGUAGUCUACUCUGAGAACCACCUGGCAUACCAUGGGGAAACGUGAUAACCGCGUGGCAUAUAUGAAUCCUAUAGCACUGGCCAGAUGGAGGAGUGCAAGCCAGUCUACAGGCCCAACUAUUCAAGAUUAUCUGAAUCGACCAAGGCCUACCUGGGAAGAAGUAAAGAAACAAUUAGAGAAUAAAAAGAAAGGCUCCAAGGCAUUGGCUGAAUUUGAAGAAAAAAUGAAUGAAAAUUGGAAAAAGGAGCUUGAGAAAAGCAGAGAGAAAGUAUUAGGUGGAAAUGUCAGUUCAUCCAAAAGAAAAGAUAAAAAGAAAAAGAAAAAGAAAAAAUCUUGUCGGUAUACAUCCUCUUCAUCAAGCUCUGAUUCGUCAAGCAGUUCUUCAGAUUCUGAGGAUGAGCCCAAGAAACAAGGGAAAAAGAGAAAGAAAAAGAAGAACCGUUCCCACAAAUCAUCUGAAAACUCCACCUCUGAAUCAGAAUCGCCAAGCAAGGAGCUUGCCCCAAAGAAGAAAAAAGCAAAGGAUGAAACCGAAAAAGAAAAAUAUACCAAAAGCUACAGCAAGAAAAGAAAGAAGACUUGUCCUGAGGAAAAGCCAUCCUCUUCAGAAUCCUCAUUCGAAUCAGAUUAUGAAGAGGAGGUGCAGGCAAAAAAGAAAAGAAAAUACGAUGAGCAGGAAAGAGAAAUGGAAAAGGUGAAAAAGAAGAAAAAGAAGAAACAUCACAAGAAACACAGUAAGAAAAAGAAGAAGAAGUCUAGUUCAAGUCACAAGUCAGUGUAACAGACAGGAAAACCAAACAGGCUUCCCAUAUUUAAAAUGAAGCAAAAUCUAAAGGAAACUUCAACUGUGAAAAGCUAGGUUAUAUUUACCAAAAUGCAUGAGAUUCUCUGUGUUAAUAAAGUUAUUCUGAACUCUAAGUUGCCAGUAUAAUGCCACUGUGCCAGAAAAGGCUGUAUUCGUUGCCUGCAGUUUAUAUAGAGAGUUUUGUUUGUUUAAUGUCUGUCAUUAUGCCUAAUAGGUACUCUUCUGGGAACCAAAAUUCAGUUGUCAUACUAAUGUUAAAAUGUUUGGAGUUCAAUUAAAAUGUUUUGGGUAAUGAAUAAUUUUGACCAAAAAUAUAUCUAACGUUAAAUGUAUGUAAUUUUUACAUAUCUUUAAAAUACAGUCAGAAACAUGGUGACAAUUACAGUUGACAUUUUGAAGAUAUGACAGCAUUAUUAUUCAAAAAUUUGUUUUUUAGCUAUGUUUAGUUGGUGUUGCAUUUUCUUUCAAGACGUUUUUGUUUACAUUGGGGAAGGGUUCACGUCAGGGAGUGGGAGGGGGGUGUGUUUGCUACUCUGGUUAGCUGAAUAGUGUGCCUUUAAUCCUUACACAUCCUGUUUUUGCCAGUGCAGCAACCAUUUAUUUCUUACAUACUGAAAUUGUAGAAUGUUGUUGUGUACUGUAUCAAAAGAACAAGGAAGCAGUUUACAGCAUAAAGCCCCCAAAGCUAUGACAUUUACCUCCAUUUCAGCACUAUUCACUCUCUAGUACUAAAUGCUAUUUAACAUUUGAUUACUACAUAAUUUGAAUUCACUGUUAUUAUUUGAAGGAGAAUCAUUUUAAACUGUCCCUGGUUUUGUUUCUUUGUUUUUAUUCAUAAACAUGAAUUUUGCACACUUUAUAUUGCCAUUUUAAUUAUCCAGUGAUAUUCUUUAUGAUGAGUGUUGAUCCUUUUAAAUAUAAUUUUUAUGGUGAAGAUAUAAAGUUCAAGUUUUUCAUAUCUUAAAUUUUGGGUAUUAAUUUCAUCUCAUUAGUGCAUUUAAAUUUCACAUUUGCCAAAAUAUUUAGCAUGUAAAAAGAAGGUCUUUAAAAAAUUGUAAUGCCUUCAUAUUGAUGCUGGUUUACUAAUAAGCAAGUUGAGGGCCAGACUUCUAGUAUGCUCUGUGUCUUGUUACAUAAACUACUGCCAAAAUAUUAGUAUGUUCAUUAAAAGUUUCUUGUCCUAAACAUUAGUACUGAAGUAUAAUGAAAGUUAAAUUUAGGUAAUAAUGACAUCAUUUAUCUUCCUGUGUCCACAUAUUACUAAGAUCCGGUGCCUUGUGUCUGUUGCUGAUUUGUGUUCACCAGUAAUAUUAAAAAUGUGUUGAAAAAUAUUUUUACUUUACAUUUCUAUAUCAGAGUAGCAUAAAUUAUAAGCUUAUGUUUCAAAAACACCUAUUGCAGUAGAUACACUAAUAAUGUACAAAGUAUUUUGGCAUGAUGAGAGAGGCUCAGUGUUUCUUUCAUUCAGACAGGUGAUUUAACCUCAGAUUCUUUGAAUCAAAAGCAAAAUUAUAUAAAAGAUCUAGUAGAUAAAUGACUUGAUACCUCUGAAGGAUGUCGCAGGGGUAAUAUUAGACUCUCUCAAUAUUGUUCUUGGAGUAAUGUAGUAAUGCCAUACUAGAUCACCUUGGAGUUUCAUAAAUACAACUGUUUCUUAAAAUAUAUCUAUAUGUAUAUUGCUGAUAAAACUAUUGCAUUUAAGGGGUAUUUUGUAUCCAUAUAGAGUUUUUUCAAGAGUAUUCAUUAAAUGUUUUUAAAAGUUAUAUUAUUUGUAGAAUAUGUCAAAAACAUUUACAAUUCAUCCUAUAGCUCUGUGCUCCCAUUCACUUCCCUGCUCUUUGUAGUUAGGGGAUCCCAUUUAACUACUUACAACAGAGGACUUGAAAACAGAAGUGAUGUGCCAUUUCUAUCCUUGAGCAGAAACAACUCCUGCAUGACACUUCAGCUGUCUCUCUACAUUCCAUCAUAACUGGAAAGCAAAGGCCAACCUGCAAGAAUGAUGCAAGCUGUAUCUUUAUGUCACAUUUUAGAAAGGUUUUGUCCUGGAAAACUGAUGAAGUUGCCAUGAACUUUUUAAGAAUAAUAAAUAAAUUGUUAUGUGUUCAGUCA